Messenger RNA from Betta splendens (Siamese fighting fish), 2384 nucleotides. RefSeq names its product cytochrome b-245 heavy chain (gene cybb). The transcript has 13 exons. Lineage: Eukaryota; Metazoa; Chordata; Actinopteri; Anabantiformes; Osphronemidae. The record is from RefSeq and is a predicted model, not a curated record. Gene Ontology annotation, cellular component: NADPH oxidase complex; plasma membrane. Gene Ontology annotation, molecular function: superoxide-generating NAD(P)H oxidase activity. The coding region runs from base 63 to 1760 and encodes 565 amino acids. Gene Ontology annotation, biological process: superoxide anion generation; defense response.
UAUAAAGUGCGUAACGCGCGCAGUGACCUCUCACUCUCCUCCACACAGACGCACGUAACACCAUGGGGAACUUUGUGGCCAACGAGGGACUCUCCAUCUUUGUUAUUUUGGCCUGGUUGGGCAUCAACGCUUACCUCUUCUAUCAGUUCUACUUGAACUUUUUGGUGGAUAGGUGGCUUUACAGCCGAGUACUGCUCGGGCAAGCGCUGCCCUGGGCCCGAGCGCCCGCUGCCUGCCUCAACUUCAACUGUUUGCUCAUCCUGCUGCCAGUGUGUCGAAACUUCCUGUCCUUCGUCCGCGGCACCAUCCAGUGUUGCAGUCGCACAGCAGCUCGUCAGCUAGACCGAAACCUGACGUUCCACAAGCUGGUGGCUUAUAUGAUCGCUCUACACACAGCGAUUCACAUCGUGGCACACUUGUUUAACUUUGAGUAUUUCUGGGAUGCUCAGCUGAACCGUAACAGCAGCCUGCUGCCUUUCGUCCUGUCUGAAAUUGGCACCGACGACGGUUUGCCUUACCUCAACCCCAUCAGGAACAACGAGACCAGCCCCACCCUGGUCACCUUCACCACCAUCGCGGGGCUCACAGGCGUCGUGAUCACACUGGCCCUCAUCCUCAUCAUCAGUUCCUCCAUGGAGGUGAUCCGCCGGUCCUACUUCGAGGUGUUCUGGUACACCCACCACCUCUUCGUCAUCUUCUUCAUUGGCUUGGUGUUCCACGGAUAUGGGCGUAUUGUGCGAGGGCAGACAUUAAGUAGCCUGCAGACAAACAACCCCAACUUGUGUAAAGACCGCUUUCAGGAGUGGGGCAUGAACGGGUCCGACUGUGCUGUGCCAGUGUUUGCUGGUAACCCACCUGGGACGUGGAUGUGGGUGGUGGGCCCCAUGUUUCUCUACGUGUGUGAGAGGAUUGUGCGCAUCUAUCGAUCCCACCAAAAAGUGGUCAUCACCAAGGUGGUGAUGCAUCCAUCCAAGACUCUGGAGCUGCAGAUGAAGAAGAAGGGCUUCAGAAUGGAGGUGGGCCAGUACGUCUUCAUCCAGUGCCCGUCCGUCUCCAGGCUGGAGUGGCACCCCUUCACUCUGACCUCAGCACCGGAGGAGGACCACUUCAGCGCCCACAUCCGCAUCGUCGGGGACUGGACCCAGGCCCUGUUUGAGGCGUGUGGAGGAGACAAAGCGGAGCCCCAGGAGGCCUGGAAGCUGCCCAAGGUGGCUAUAGACGGUCCGUUUGGGACCGCUAGCGAAGACGUGUUUCGGUACGAAGUGGUCAUGUUGGUGGGCGCAGGAAUCGGAGUGACUCCGUUUGCCUCCAUCCUCAAAUCUGUGUGGUACAAACGAAUCCAGAACAACCAGGACGUCUUCACCAAGAAGAUUUACUUCUACUGGCUGUGCCCGGAGACGGAGGCCUUUGAGUGGUUUGCGGACCUGCUUCAGUCGUUGGAGGGCCAGAUGACGGAGAAGGGCAUGGCUGACUUCCUCAGCUACAACAUCUACCUCACCCGCUGGAAGGAGACUGAGGCGGCACAUUUCCGAGUCCACCAUGAGGCGGAGAAUGACCCGAUCACAGGGCUCAAACAGAAGACUCUUUAUGGGAAACCCAACUGGGACAACGAGUUCACCAAUAUUGCAUCAAAGCACCCGAGGUCUAAAGUGGGGGUGUUCCUGUGUGGCCCCCCUGCUCUGGGGAAAUCCCUGGAGAACCAGUGCCACUCCUCCUCUGCAGCUGAUGUCAAGUUCAUCUUCAACAAAGAAAACUUUUAAAGAACAGCCACAACAAGCAGAGUGGAGGGUCGCGCCAUCAGCUGGUUCACGGAGAGGCCAUGACAUCUGCAAUAGUGCUUAUUUUAUUUCACCAAUGUGAAGUUUGUGGUUUAAAUUUUGUUGAGUGCCAACAGCGCGGAAGGACCUGCUCCUAUAAUCCUAUAGAUUAUCAGCAUUAGUGUUUUGCAAAGAUGUGAUGUUUGCACAAAUAACUAGAACUAGAUGUUUUCCACAUCGCUUUGUUCUCCUUUUGUGUUACAGCAACAAAUGAAACUCUGUUGCUUUCAAAACGUUUCUUCCCAUUUCUGAUGGGAUUUCUUCAGGUCCUCUUUGCUCCUGCCAGACACUUCUGAAAGCGGUUUCACAGGAAAAAACAGCAAAACCAGAUUCCAAAUAAACCUUGAGAAGGUGCUAAUGCUUUAGCUGCUACUAAAUGUUUGUGAUAAAAACAAGAAAAUAAAAAAAUAGCCGCAUGCUGCUUGUCUCACACAGUCAUGAAUAUUACAGGCGUUCUUUCCCUUUAUCAGUGAAUGGUUUAACAACUAAGACAACUCCAUAGAUGGAGAGUGAGUCAGACAUUUCUGUGCAUGGUUGCCUUUUCAUAAUAAAAACUAUAAAUGUGAA